Xenopus laevis (African clawed frog) is the source of this 1738-nucleotide messenger RNA. It is a transcript of the gene shmt1.L, whose product is annotated as serine hydroxymethyltransferase 1 (soluble) L homeolog. The record is from RefSeq and is marked provisional. Gene Ontology annotation, biological process: tetrahydrofolate interconversion; tetrahydrofolate metabolic process; glycine biosynthetic process. Gene Ontology annotation, molecular function: pyridoxal phosphate binding; glycine hydroxymethyltransferase activity. NCBI's taxonomy places the organism in Eukaryota, Metazoa, Chordata, Amphibia, Anura, Pipidae. Gene Ontology annotation, cellular component: nucleus; mitochondrion; cytoplasm.
UGGCGCCGUGGAAGUCGGACCGAGAGGAGCAAAGUGCCAUUGAGUUGAGUGAGACCGCUACAGGAUUUGUGAGAUCCAGCUGAACUGAGAGCAGCACAAUGGCAGAUUCCACUGAGAUCAAUGGCCACACACUCCAGGAAACAUGGGAAUCUCACAACAAGAUGGUACUGGAACCACUUGACACCAAUGAUCCAGAGGUGUAUGAGAUCAUCCGAAAAGAGAAGCACAGGCAGCGGUACGGCCUGGAACUCAUCGCUUCAGAGAACUUUGCAAGCUGUGCUGUUCUGCAGGCUCUGGGCUCCUGUUUGAAUAACAAGUAUUCCGAGGGCUAUCCCGGGCAGAGGUACUAUGGCGGAACAGAGUUUGUGGAUGAGAUGGAACGUCUUUGCCAGAAGAGGGCUCUUGAAGUGUAUGGUCUGGAACCACAAAAAUGGGGCGUCAACGUACAGCCGUACUCUGGGUCUCCUGCUAACUUUGCAAUUUAUACCGCCCUGGUGGAGCCUCACGGGAGGAUUAUGGGUUUGGACCUUCCAGACGGGGGACAUCUGACCCACGGCUUCAUGACUGACAAGAAGAAAAUCUCAGCCACGUCAAUAUUUUUUGAGUCCAUGCCUUACAAGGUUCACCCUGAAACAGGUUAUAUUGACUAUGACAGGCUGGAGGAGAAUGCCCGUUUGUUUCACCCCAAGAUGAUUAUUGCAGGUGUUAGCUGUUACUCCCGUAACUUGGAUUACGCUCGGAUGCGACGUAUUGCAGAUGAGAAUAACGCCGUUCUCAUGGCUGACAUGGCGCACAUUAGCGGGCUCGUAGCAGCCGGGGUUGUUCCUUCCCCAUUUGAACACUGCGAUGUUGUAUCCACCACCACCCAUAAGACUCUGCGCGGCUGCCGGUCUGGCAUGAUCUUCUACCGGAAAGGAGUCCGCAGUGUGGAUCCAAAGACCGGAAAGGAAACGCUCUAUAACUAUGAGAGCUUGAUUAAUCAGGCUGUGUUUCCCGGCCUGCAGGGAGGACCCCAUAAUCACGCCAUUGCAGGAGUCGCCGUCGCCCUGAAACAAGCUCUAUCCCCAGAAUUCAAACUCUACCAAAAACAAGUUGUUUCCAAUUGCAAGGCCUUGUCGUUGGCUAUUGAAGAGCUGGGCUACCAUGUUGUAACAGGUGGAUCUGACAAUCACCUAAUUCUAGUUAACCUUCGUGAUAAGAAGACUGAUGGAGGCAGGGCCGAGAAGGUGCUUGAAGCUUGCUCCAUUGCCUGCAACAAGAACACCUGUCCAGGUGACAAGAGCGCUUUGCGGCCCAGUGGAUUGCGGCUUGGGACUCCAGCCCUGACCUCUCGUGGAUUCAAUGAGGAAGACUUCAAGAAAGUGGCCCAGUUUAUUCAUAGAGGCAUUGAGCUGACCCUGGAGAUUCAGAAGUCAAUGAAUCCUGGAGCCACACUGAAGGAUUUCAAGGAGAAAUUGGCCUCUCAAGAUGUCCACACCCCAAAAAUCUUGGCCCUGAGGGCCGAGGUGGAGAAAUUUGCUGGUACUUUCCCUAUCCCUGGACUUCCCGAUCUGUGAAUGUAAUAUUUGGGAUGUUCCGUAGUGUUUUGAUCGUCUUAAUUUACACUGCUGUUAAUCGUGAACUCUAGACUGGAUCCUGUUAUACUGUGACUGAUGUUUUGUAACGGUUAGAAAACAGACACCCACCUCAUUUCACUAUACACCCCUGUGGCUUUUUGCUGGUGCUCUGAAUAAUAAAC